Rhinocladiella mackenziei CBS 650.93 is the source of this 1251-nucleotide messenger RNA. RefSeq lists its product as uncharacterized. The transcript is spliced from 3 exons. Gene Ontology annotation, biological process: positive regulation of transcription by RNA polymerase II; chromatin remodeling. Gene Ontology annotation, cellular component: histone acetyltransferase complex. Gene Ontology annotation, molecular function: protein binding; histone H3 acetyltransferase activity. The coding region runs from base 1 to 1251 and encodes 416 amino acids. Lineage: Eukaryota; Fungi; Ascomycota; Eurotiomycetes; Chaetothyriales; Herpotrichiellaceae. The record is from RefSeq and is a predicted model, not a curated record.
AUGGCGCCGGUAAAUGGUGAACACACGAAGAGAAAGGCGUCUGAAGACGCAUCCUCCUCGCGUUCAAAGAAAGCCCGCACUGAAUCUCCUGCUCUUGAUGAUGCGGCCAAGCACGAAGAGUCUAAUUCGACGACUGCGCAGUCUGAAUCAGAUCCCCUAAUUACGCCUACCCCAGUCGAUUUUCCAGAAAAGCCCGCAGUCUUGGAGGAGAAGCAAGGUCUAAUCGAGUUUCGCGUGGUCAACAAUGACAAUUCAAGAGAAAGCAACAUCAUCUUGACUGGUCUGAAAUGCAUUUUCCAGAAGCAGCUUCCCAAAAUGCCGAAAGAUUACAUUGCUCGUCUCGUGUAUGACAAGACACACCUUUCGAUUGCUAUCGUCAAGCAGCCUCUUGAAGUGGUCGGUGGCAUCACGUACAGACCUUUCAAUGCACGUAAAUUUGCCGAAAUCGUCUUCUGCGCCAUUUCGUCCGACCAACAGGUCAAAGGCUAUGGGGCUCAUCUCAUGGCUCACUUGAAGGACUACGUCAAAGCAACUUCCCCGAUCAUGUACUUCCUCACUUACGCCGAUAACUACGCGAUCGGUUAUUUCAAGAAACAAGGAUUCACAAAGGAGAUUACUCUGGAGAAGUCUAUUUGGAUGGGCUACAUCAAGGAUUACGAGGGUGGAACAAUCAUGCAGUGCAGCAUGUUGCCAAAGAUUCGUUAUCUCGAAGUUCCGCGUAUGCUCCAAAAGCAGAAGGAAGCUGUCAUGGCAAAGAUCCGAGCAGUUAGCAAGUCCCAUAUUGUCCACCCCCCCCCGGCCCAGUGGAAGAACGGCAUUUGCGAAAUCGACCCCAUGUCGAUUCCCGCGAUUAAAGAAUCAGGGUGGUCGCCAUCUAUGGAUGAAUUGUCUCGUCAACCUCGUCAUGGUCCCAACUACAAUCAACUUCUCCAUUUGCUCAACGACAUGCAAAACCACACCGCUGCGUGGCCGUUUGCGCAACCGGUCAACAAGGACGAGGUGCCUGAUUACUAUGAAGUCAUCAAAGAACCAAUGGAUCUUUCUACAAUGGAGGAUCGCCUUCAGAAUGACUUGUAUCCGAGACCAGAGGACUUUAUCAAAGAUGCCAAGCUCAUCUUUGACAAUUGUCGCCGUUACAACAAUGAGACCACACCCUAUGCGAAGAGUGCCAAUAAACUGGAGAAGUUCAUGUGGCAACAGAUCAAGAACAUCCCAGAGUGGUCGGUAAGUACUUAUUUCCUGAAAUUCUAG